UUUAUGCUUUGGUCCAGAGUGGUCUACCCGUGUGAAAGCUUUUCUAAAUUUAUUUAGUCUGGCCAAUGCAACGAUCAGCGUGCAGCUGCGAUGCAAAUUUCCUCAGCAGACAAUUCAGCAAGAAUUUAGAGCGGGCUUCACAAGGAGACUUACAUCUGCAGUGAAACCGUCGCUGAUGUUGGAUGUCACCUGUCGUUCCUUCGCUGACAAGCCGGUGGAGAAAGGAAGGUGGUGUCCUGGAGGCCACCCUGUCUUGGGCAGCAUGUUGCCUCUCAGCAUCCCACCUGAGAGCAUGGACAGCGGCCUGUACGGCAAACUCAACAUGCAGCUCGUGACCCUGCUUUCACCUUGUGUGCUGCACUACCCCAACCUGAAAACCCUUCUUACACACGUGGAAGUGUUGGCUUACACCCCGACUAAUGUUCCCAUGACAUUGCCCUUCGCCUUCUUCCGAAACCUCCCAGUUUAUCUGGACUGCCGAGAAUUGUCAGAUCCUUCUGACAGCAGCAUUGUGUACACUUUGGGGCACGAAACGUGCCAGGAGCCUGAGAAAAGGUUGCAUCUGCUCCCCGUCCAACAGAAACUCUUGAUGUUCCUCUUCCUGCAGCACACUGACCAGUUUGCUUCGCAGCUCUCAGAUGUCAUGGUCACUGAUGCUUUAAUUGAGCGCCACUUGGAGGACAUUCUGAACAACAACAGGCAGGCGGUCACAGGAGUGCUGCACACGGAGUUAAGUAACAUACUGAAGGCUCAAGAUUGCAGACAGAAGGAGCAAGAGAAACUGCUUGCAGCAGCUGAGGUCAUUCUCAGCGCAUCUGUCAGUAUUGUGAGCUGGAGCACCAACCUGACCUUCAGAAAAGCCUGCCUGAGUUGCAUGCAGGUGAUCAAUACUCAUGAACUUGCGGGCUCUCUCCACGAAGCCUUACUGAGAGUGAUAUCAUGGAGAUGUGUCCCCAGCAAAGGGUGCUACUCUGUUCAGGUUGAAGAAUGUCUCGAAAGUGUCCAUGAAACUUGAGCAGAAAUUUAAUCCUGUGUUUUUUUAAAGACGUUUGCUCAUGGUUGAAUUGUGUAGAAGCAAUGGUUAAAAUAACAGUUUAUAUACAGUCACACUAUUGCUUUUUGCAAAUAUACUUGAAAAAGCCAUGUAACUAUAGUGGACAGUAUACUAUUGACAACCAAUAGUGAAUUGUCCACAUUCAUUAAAGGUUACUGUAACCCGAACCCAUUCAUGUGUAUGCACAUAAAAGAUCAACUUGACCCAAAUAAACUCUUGACUGGCUCAUGAA
Syngnathus acus (greater pipefish) is the source of this 1286-nucleotide messenger RNA. It is a transcript of the gene top6bl, whose product is annotated as DUF4554 domain-containing protein. Gene Ontology annotation, biological process: meiotic DNA double-strand break formation. NCBI's taxonomy places the organism in Eukaryota, Metazoa, Chordata, Actinopteri, Syngnathiformes, Syngnathidae. Bases 176 to 1015 code for a protein of 279 amino acids. The transcript is spliced from 10 exons. The record is from RefSeq and is a predicted model, not a curated record.